Dicrocoelium dendriticum is the source of this 584-nucleotide messenger RNA. NCBI's taxonomy places the organism in Eukaryota, Metazoa, Platyhelminthes, Trematoda, Plagiorchiida, Dicrocoeliidae. The record is from the annotation of a GenBank genome assembly.
ACAAAGCCGACUUGGAAUUGCGCAUCGAUGGUCCUUCUGACAAGUAUCUUCCUAUCAAUCGAAAUAGCACCUUCCGAUGCACCUUACAAGGGCCCAUGCUCGACGAUGUAAUGGCGAACGAGACAGGGCCCACUUGGUACACCAGGGGAAGGCGACGAAUCACCGUUUACGCAAACGAGCUGCGGAUAAACCCGGAUACUUCGGUGGGUAAACACACUCACGAAUGCCGUUACGUACGCCCAUGGUUGAAGCUGGAAAAAUCGUUGUCUUUCUACGCCGUUGAUAGCGCCCGUGCAACUACACAGCUGAUCUUUCGUUCCUCUGAGAGAAAAUUGGUUUAUCGUGAAGGUGAACCACUACCGACCAUCAUUUGUGUCAGAUCAAAACCCUCCACUGCAGCUUCCAACGCCACGAAGUGGAAGAUAAUAGCGGGUGAAGUGGUUCACAGUUUCGUGCGAGAUCACGGUGCUCCAGCGAUACAUAUUAUGCCGAACCGCACUGGACUGGUUACGGUACAGUGUGUCUUGCGAGACUCAACACAUUGCUCGUCUAAAUUGGUCGUCUUUUUGUACACAAGUGAGUGA